UUGAAUAGAAAAGCAGAAAGGUUCGGAGUUCGGAAUACAAACAGAGAUGUCAUCGUAUUAUUUAACAUACUAACAUGGAUUAAUUUCAUUCUAACUCUUUACUAAUAUUUAUUAUAGCAUGGGGAUAUUAUAGGCGGCUGAUAAACUAUGCCGUCGGUGCUUUUUUGUUCUAUUUUCCUCGUGGUGGCGGUUGGUCGAGGUUGUUGUUUUGGUGCCCCUCUAGAAAAUCCGUUUCCUUUGGGAACGGUUGGUUGUUUAUUUACAAGACAUCUCUGCAGUACAGAAGAAGAAUGUAUAGAUGAUUUAUUGUUUGGGAACUGUCAGAAAGGAAGCAGUUUGAAAGACUACUAUCGUUAUCAACUUAGCCCACAAUACUUAGAAGCCUUAGAGGCCAGAACAUGGGGACUCGUAAAGAAGGGGUAUUCAUGGGGAGAUCCCUAUACUCAGUGUACGCUACAGAAUGCUCUGUAUGCAUUUCGUCACCACCAGUCUCCACGUUACAGCAUCUGUGAUGAAUCAGAGACAGACAGUAAAUCGGAAGCUGUGGAGAGUGAAAUCUCGGCUGUUUUAGAAAAACUGUUUGAACAAUAUUAUGAUGAAUACAAACGUCCUUCAUCUAUACCACAUAGUAAUUUAGGUUUUCCAAGUAAAAGAGAUGAAAUAGUUUAUGUACACAAGUAUUUUGACAAAUCACCAAAACCUUACACUAAGAAAAAUUACUGGACAAAUUCUAACUACCUCGGAGACAGUGAUGACAUUUAUUAUGAAGACACGCCAGACUCUAGAAUAAGUUUACAAGAUGUCAAAAAUUUGCAACAGUAUUUUCAAGAUUUAGAAGAUUUACAACAAGAGAAAGAUGAUAAAUUUUAUACUCCUGAGACAGAAUCUACAUACAACACGCAUAACUUGAUCUAUGGAGAUGAAUUGGGACAGUCUAGUGAAGAAGACGAUUCUAGUGCUGUUUUCAGUGAUCUGCCAGAAAAAUACAAAACAAUCCUAAAAAGAUUAUUAUCAGGGGAAAUUGGACCGGACAGUUUGACAGAUGAACAGCUGAAUUUCUUAGCAUCUUAUGUCAACUCUCGGCUUAAAGAAUUUGGAGUUUUAGGGAAAACAGACGUGUCAGACAGCCAAGACAAAUCCCUUGAAAAUACAGAAUUUGUGCCAGAGCAGUCAGAGGAUUCCCGACAGGAAGAUGUUAAGAACCUUCAGAUGGCCAUGGAAUCUGCUAUGCAGUCAGCUAAGCAAUCUCAGAUAUCUGAGGACAGUCAGACACAACAAAGUGAUGCCCAAAUUAAAGAAAUGCUGCUUAAUGAAGAUGAAAGAACCAAGAAGGUCUUGGGAAUUCCAGUUGUUGGUCCAUCAAUGAAGAAGAGUUUUCCAAUGGAUGGUGAUGAAAUAAAAAAAGAUAGCAAUAUAGGUCAACCACUUUUUAGGACAGAUGAAAUGUUCAUGAAGGUGUCUCAACAGUUGGAUACCUAUGAUAUAACAAAGUUAGUGUUGGCUAUCUCCAAUGUUACCAAUGUAUCACCUGAACCUGAAACUGCAUUUAAGGAAAUCAGAGAAGAUAAAAGUAGAAUAUGGUGGAAGGUUGAUCCUGACUUUACCAAUGGUAGAGAUGCUGAGGCUGUAGUUAAGGAAGCUGCACCAAAGAAAGAUGAGAUCUUGGCAAAAAGUGGUCUUACUGGUGUAGAGAUUCUACAGAUAGGUCUUGGCAAUGGGAACCAGGAUGAGCUGAAUGUAAAAGAUGAUCGUUAUUUUGUCCUCACCUUUGUCUUAUGUGGAUGUAUUGCUGGCAUACUAUUGGCUGUUGUGGUCAUUUACCUGAUCCGACGUCACUCUCGUUCAAAAGAAAAAUUAGCCCAGCUUGCAUCUGUAUCUGAAGGAACAGAAGCUUCAAAAGACUAUCAGGACCUAUGUCGCCAGCGUAUGCAGAGUAAGUCAUCAGAGAAGCCUGAGCCACUUCAUGCAGCCUCCAGAAUUGGUAGUGUGUCAGAGACCCAGGUCAGAAGUCCAUCCAGUCGAAGUAGUACAUCAUCCUGGAGCGAGGAACCAGUGACCUCAAACAUGGACAUCUCUACAGGACAUAUUGUUUUGUCUUACAUGGAGGACCAUUUGAAGAACAAGGACCGAUUGGACAGAGAGUGGGAGGCUUUGUGUUCUUAUGAAGCUGACCCUGCCAGUACAAAGGUGGCUAGUGACUCUGCUAACUCAAGAAAAAAUAGAUACAGUGACAUAUUACCAUAUGACCACUCCAGAGUAGUGCUGUCUAAUGCCAGUAAUAUCACCAGCUCUGACUAUGUCAAUGCUAGCAGUAUUACUGACCAUGAUCCUAGAAAUCCAGCCUAUAUCGCUACACAGGGACCUCUGCCUCAUACAGUGGCUGACUUCUGGCAGAUGGUAUGGGAACAAGGCAGUGUGAUAAUUGUUAUGUUAUCAAAAUUAACUGAAAAUGGUGAAGCUAUGUGCCACCGAUACUGGCCAGAGGAAGGCAGUGACCUGUAUCAUAUAUAUGAGGUUCAUCUUGUGUCAGAACAUAUUUGGUGUGAUGAUUAUCUGGUUCGUAGUUUCUACCUUAAGAAUCUGCAAACCAAUGAAACAAGGACAGUAACCCAGUUCCAUUUCCUGACCUGGCCAGAUUUGGGUGUGCCCAGUUCAAUUAAAGCUCUCUUGGAUUUUAGAAGAAAAGUAAACAAGUCAUACAGAGGCCGUUCCUGUCCUGUAGUUGUACAUUGCAGUGAUGGGUGUGGUAGGACCGGUACUUACUGUCUUGUAGAUAUGGUUCUCAAUAGGAUGGCUAAAGGAGCCAAAGAGAUUGAUAUUGCUGCUACACUGGAACAUAUCAGGGAUCAGAGGAUGAACACGGUCAAAACUAAGGAGCAGUUCCAGUUUGCAUUGGCAGCCGUUGCUGAAGAAGUCCAUGCCAUUUUAAAGGCACUCCCACAGUGAAGACCUCUCUUCAAUCUGAUUGGAUGAAAAUAUUGAUAUUAUAUGUACUGAAUUUACAUAUAACAUUUUGGGUGUGAAUCUCAUGUUGUUUAGUGUCAAAUCAGAAUAAACAUUUUCACAAAUAAAAUCUAACGGAAUCUUUAUUCUGAGCUUUAAAUCUUAAUUUAUAUUUUCUUCUGCUCAUUUUGUAUACCAUUUACAAAUUUAAUUUAUUUAUGUCAUUUUUAUUUGUUUUAAGGGAUUGCCUAGGAAAAUGAAGUUCCAGUUUUAUGAUUUUUAUAUGUUAUAUAUAUAUAUUGUAAUGAAGCUAUAUGUGGAUAUCAAAUUUACUCUGGCAACUGCAAUCCAGAGUUUUAGGGACAACUAAUGGUUUAAAUAGUAUUGGAUUCAACAAUGACAUUUACAAGCAACAUUUUGAAAGUAUAUUCAUGAUGUUUUUAGCAUUUAUUAACAAAAAUAAGUCUUGUUGCCUGUAUUUAUGAGAUAUAUAUAGUUUAAAGACAAAUUUAUAUAUUGAUGUUUAUUAAAUUCUAUUUAUAUUUUAUUUUGAAGAGCUAUUUAUUCUUUACAUAUUUAGUUUUUAUUGUGCUGUGAAAGCAGUUGUGAAUAA
Mytilus californianus (California mussel) is the source of this 3556-nucleotide messenger RNA. RefSeq names its product receptor-type tyrosine-protein phosphatase N2-like. Gene Ontology annotation, biological process: protein dephosphorylation. The transcript is spliced from 21 exons. The coding region runs from base 148 to 2946 and encodes 932 amino acids. Gene Ontology annotation, cellular component: secretory granule. Gene Ontology annotation, molecular function: protein tyrosine phosphatase activity. The record is from RefSeq and is a predicted model, not a curated record. Lineage: Eukaryota; Metazoa; Mollusca; Bivalvia; Mytilida; Mytilidae.